Messenger RNA from Rubroshorea leprosula, 3269 nucleotides. The record is from the annotation of a GenBank genome assembly. NCBI's taxonomy places the organism in Eukaryota, Viridiplantae, Streptophyta, Magnoliopsida, Malvales, Dipterocarpaceae.
CUUCCUCCUCAACCUUGUUUUCCUUCUUGGUAUCGCCGUCCACCGCGCUGCAGCACCGGCGAUUCCGAAUCCGGCACUGGUUCAUGUUAAUUCAACGGCGCUUUUAGUCGUUGUUUCGAUUUCUCGACCUGUUUUUUUGUUGGUGAUAACAAUGGAUUUUUGGCGGUGAAGGUGGAAUAAACACUUCUGAUUUUAUUUAUUUUCAUUCAGGAAGGAUGAAGGGUGUCAGAGACUGGGUUUCAAGUCAGGUAUUAUCAAGAUCUUUGGCCUCCUCUAGACCAUUGUCGGGCAGUGGUAGUUUCUUCCCUGAGGCAUCUGCAGAUGAAGAAUCUGAUGAUCAAGGUUCUUCUCCCAGCUUGGUACCAUCAACAGUACCUCCUGAUGCAUCAUACUCUUCUGAUAGUUUUCAAGAGAAUCAUCCUCAUCCUUCCCCAAAACAAACUUCAGUUGAAGAUUCUUAUCUAUCUCAUAAUGUUGCUGAUGAAAAGAAAAUGGAUCCAUUGGCAAAGGUUGAGGAUCUACAGAUUAAGUUCUGGCGCCUUCUCCUAAGGUUUGGGCAAUCUCAAGACAAUCUUUUAGUUGCAAAGGUUUUGUAUCGGAUGCACCUAGCAUCCUUGAUACGAGCUGGGGAAUCAGAUUUGAAAGGAGUGAACUUCAGAAAGGAUAGAGUCAAAACAAUAGCAAGAGAACAGGAGGAAGCUGGUAUGCCUGAAUUAGAUUUCUCUAUUAAAAUACUUGUUCUGGGGAAAACAGGUGUUGGCAAGAGUGCAACCAUAAAUUCUGUGUUUGAUCAACAAAAGACUGAAACUAAUGCAUUUUGCCCUUCCACCAAUCGCAUCCAAGAGGUUGUGGGGACAAUCAAUGGAAUGAAAAUUACAUUCAUUGAUACCCCUGGUUUACUACCCUCUUCUACAAGUAAUUUGAGAAGGAAUAGGGAGAUUAUGCUCUCUGUGAAGAGAUUCAUCAAAAAAUCCCCCCCAGAUGUUGUGCUAUAUUUCGAGCGUCUUGACCUGAUCAACAUGGGUUAUAGUGAUUUCCCCCUGCUGAAGCUCAUGACUGAUGUUUUUGGUACUGCAAUUUGGUUUAACACUAUUCUUGUCAUGACUCAUUCUUCAAUGGUUCCUGAAGGUCCCAAUGGGUAUUCUCUCAAUUAUGAAUCAUAUGUGACACAAUGCUCAAAUUUGGUUCAACAUUAUAUACACCAGGCAUUAUCUGACACAAGACUCGAAAAUCCAGUUCUUUUAGUGGAGAAUCAUCCUCUGUGUAAAAGAAAUUUCAUGGGGGAAGGUAUACUUCCAAAUGGGCAGGUAUGGAAAACCCAAUUCUUAUUAUUAUGUAUGUGCACCAAAGUUCUUAGUGAUGCCAACACUCUAUUGGAAUUUGAAGGUAGCAUUGAGCUUGGGCCAUUAAAUGGCAGUAAGCUGCCGUCUCUGCCUCAUCUUCUCUCAUCUUUUCUUCGUCAGCGCCCAGUGUCAAGUCAAGUUGAAUCAGAAAAUGAUGUUGAUGAGCUACUACUUUCAGACAUGGAGGAUGAAGAAGAUGAAUAUGAUCAGUUACCUCCUAUCCGAAUUCUGACAAAAUCUCAGUUUGAGAGAUUAAUGAACUCAGAGAAGAAGGCCUAUCUUGAUGAAUUGGAGUACAGAGAGACCCUGUUUUUGAAAAAGCAGUUGAAGGAAGAGUGUCAACGUAGGAAAGCAAAGAAGCUUUGCAAAGAAGGAACUUCUGCCCAGGAUGAUAAUUAUGACAAUAAGGGAUCUUCAGAGGCUGUUCAGUUACCAGAUAUGGCAGUUCCUCCUAGUUUUGACUCAGAUUGCCCAGUGCACAGAUAUCGCUGUGUAGUUACAGAUGAGAAAUGGCUGGUGAGGCCUGUUCUUGAUCCCCAAGGAUGGGAUCAUGAUGUGGGCUUUGAUGGAAUAAACUUGGAGACAGCUUUGGAGAUAAAAAAGAAAGUUUUUGCCUCAAUAAAUGGCCAAAUGAGCAAGGACAAGCACAAUUUUCAUGUUCAAUCCGAGUGUGCAGCAGCCUAUGCAGAUCCUUCAGGGCCUACUUACAUGGUAGGACUUGAUGUUCAGUCUGCUGGUAAAGAUCUGAUGCAUACAGUUCGCAGUAACAUGAAGCUAAGAAACCUUAAGAACAAUGUCACUGACUGUGGGCUUUCUUUGACGUCAUAUGGGAACAAGUACUAUGUUGGGGCCAAGCUUGAGGAUACCAUAUUGGUCGGGAAGAGACUGAAAUUUGUAAUAAAUGCAGGAAAAAUGGGGGGAGCAGAACAGGCGGCUUGUGGUGGUAGUCUUGAAGUGAUCUUGAGAGGGAUGGACUACCCUGUGAGGAAUGACCAUGUUAGUCUGUUGAUGACAGCUCUCUCCUUCAAUAAAGAGAUGGUACUUAGCGGAGGGUUCCAGUCUGAGUUCAGGCCAUGCAGGGGAAUGAGGUUGUCAAUUAAUGCCAAUCUAAAUAGCCGGCAAAUGGGGCAAAUUUGUGUAAAAACCAGUAGUUCCAAGCACAUGGAAAUUGCUUUGAUCUCAGUUUUCUCAAUUUUUAAGUGCCUCUUCCGUAGAAUGUCAACUGAUAAUAGAAGCAGGGAAACAUCUGAAGAUGAAUAAGCUUCUAGUUUUUGCUUAGUUGAAAAAGGUUUGAGAAAACAAUUGCAAAUGAGACAGGAGGAUAUCGUAGAAGUGAUUGGUAGAAGUGAUUCCUGAAUUUUGACUCUUUAUUUGUUUUGAUGCCUUGAGAAAUUUAUUUUUAAGGCUAGAAUUUGUGGUUUUCACCUCAUCGUCAGUGACCUGUAAGACUGAGAUCACUAUAGGGUAGCCAGUACCACUUGAGCUGCCAACCUUGGCAACAGAAUCUGUGAAUUGAAGCAUAUAAUAGUUGUAGAGCAAGGCAUGGAAAAUGGGUUUUUGGGUUCCUUUUAUAAAUAUGCUAGUUCAAGAGAAAUAAAAUGGUGACCAUAAUUUCCUUUUUGGUUUUUAAUGGUCAAAUAUUACAUAAAUUUUUAGACAUAACUGGGUUGCCUGAUCUUUAUUUGAGCAGGAUUUUUAUAUUUCCUCAAGCAAUUUUAGGUUGGAUUGGGGAAUGCCUUCAACAUUCUAAUCUAAAAGCUGAUUAUCUCUGGCUGGCUGGAGCCAGUAAUUUUACGUUUUUCUGGAAGGAAAGUCGUGUCGACUUACCUCUGGUUGUAUAGCAAAUGUAUUAGAAUCGACUUAUUCAGUUUUUGUUACGAUACAUAUAUUUUUUUCUUAGAAUAGCAAUCAACUCAUUUCUUGAGU